Paramuricea clavata is the source of this 2350-nucleotide messenger RNA. The record is from the annotation of a GenBank genome assembly. NCBI's taxonomy places the organism in Eukaryota, Metazoa, Cnidaria, Anthozoa, Malacalcyonacea, Plexauridae.
AUGUCUCUUUACUUUACAACAUGCACUUUGCCAGAUGAUGAUUACGAGGGGAUUGUGGAGUGGCUGAAACACCAUGUUGAGCCAGUUGAAACAGUACAAAAUUAUAUGGAAAAGACAUCAAUAAAACGUGCUGCUUGGGUUAGGGGGAUAAUGAGAUCACAGUUGAGACAAUCAUAAAGGAACACCCAAGGUUGUUCUAUACACGUGGUAUGGUAAGUAUUUCAUGAAAGCAAUUUGAAUUUUGAAAACAAUAUUUCACAUGAUAUUUGUGGUGUUACUCUGAGCGUAUAUCCACACCGGGCGAGCUUGAAAAAUAUGCCCAGCCACGGCGGGAUUCGAACUUAUGACCUUUGGAAUACUAGCCCAAUGCUCUUCCAACUGAGCUACACGGUCAGGACGAUUCGAGUAAGUGAUAUUUCGGAACAGAAUCUAGUUCCUUCAAUACCAAUGUUUUUUACAGAGUAACACCACAAAUAUCAUAUUCACCUGAGUACACUACACCAACACAGAAAAAAUUCAUAUUUGACAUUCAGAUAUAUUAUAUUUACCCCAAUUUAAAAUUUUACUCUCCCUGUCAGAGAUUUAGGAUUUCCCCUUGAAAAUAUGUACAAGCCUACAAGAUACUGGACUACUGAGUACUGGACAUGAUAAAGGCACAAUUUAAUAUAUGACAUCAGUUAAAAUAGAUGCCUGUUUUUUUCCCCACUUUUCCAGAUUGAAAUGGAUUUUGACUUACUCUUCAAGGAUGUGAAAGACAAUCCGUUCUUGAAGUGGACUCCGUCUUUCUCAGAGAAGGUUAUCAAGUAUGCCAACAGGCAAGGAAAUUGGAAAGAAUAUUUACAUAUUGAUCAUGAUAUGAAAAUUGACUCCGGUGUGUUCAAAUGGCCCAUUGAACCUGCCCAUAUUGGCCUGCCACACAGGCUAUGUUUUUACAGUGUAUACUAAUAUUUACGGUCGAUGCAAUGGAACUUAUGGAAGUGUUGAUAAAAUAUUGCACAAAUACCUUUCCUCAAGUUGAUCAAUUCAUUUGAUAGAAAAUUUAUCAACUUCCUGUUACUUUUAGAUGAGCCAAUUAGAUUUUGUUUCAGGACCGAUUGACCAAUAGGAGACGCACAGGAAGUACAAAGAAAUUUGAAUUCGUAUGAAUUGAUCAACUUGAGGAUUGCAUCGACAGUACAUAUAAAUACUAUAUGGCUAUUGGCAUUUUAGUUUUGUCUUUUGAUUUGUUUUUGUAUUUUACAUUUACAUUUCAAAUGAAAUUAAUGUUUCGAAUGAUUUCAUUUCUCAUUCCUAUUACCUUAAAUUCAUUUUAGCUUUCAUUGUAAUAUUUACACAUAUAUUUCUUAGAUGAAUGCAAGAUGAUUGUAUCACUUUGUCUGCUACCAGCCAUCUUGCCACCAGGCAGGCAGCAGAGCAAGAAGAGAUCCAGUGUGGACGAUGCCAUAAAGGCUUUCAUUAAUGUAAAACCUGUAAGUAAAGUUAGCCAUUUUACUCUUUUUUAAUAUAUUUUAACCCAUUAAGUGCGAGCGCUCUCCCCUUGACGAGUAAAGUUGUCUGGCGUUAGACAGAGUAAAAUCGUCUGGCGUUAGACAGAGUAAAAUCGUCUGGCGUUAGACAGAGUAAAAUUGUCUGGCGUUAGACAGAGUAAAAUACUAAAGUAGGGCACAUCGGGUGCAAUGCAACUCAAUGGGUUAACUAGACACAUGGGCAGAUAGGCCAGUUAAGCCAAUAAGCGCCAGCGCUCUCCCCCUGACGAGUAAAAUCGUCUGGCAUUAGACAGAGUAAAAUACUAAAGUAGGGCGCAUCAGGGUGCAAUGCGACUCAAUGGGUUAAUAUAUACAUUGGCUCUCAAUUUGAAUUCUUUGCAUGAUCAAGUUGGGUAUAUUGUUACAAAUUUGUUACUGUAAAAAUUUCAGGAUAUUUAUGUGGUCCAGCAAUCUCAUGUUUUAAAAAGGUAGCUGGGAUCUCUAGUUGUAUGCAUAUGUUAGCUGCUUGAUGGCCUCUGGAUAAUACAGAUUUUAUCUCUUGCACAGAAAACAGACAUAAGUUCCUAAGAGAGACAUAUUGUGUGCACUAGUUUACAAGUGUAAAGUCUGGCAUUUUUGUCUGUGUGAGACAUAAUAUUUGUAGGUGUAAUGCAUUGGCUCAUAUUUCAUGCAAUUUCAUUUUACAGACCUGUUCAUUAAUUCUACUACAAUUGUAAAACUACAUUGUGUAGUUUAUGUUACAGUAAUUUUCCCUUAUUUUUGUGUAGGUUGGUACUAAUCUUCCGAAGUAUUUGGAGGAAUCCCUCAUAUUUUGUUGCUCUUGGGCGAGAGGAUCAAGCCACAGCAAAUAUUUGUUGUCGUAA